Molecule: messenger RNA, 1461 nt
Organism: Kluyveromyces lactis
Lineage: Eukaryota; Fungi; Ascomycota; Saccharomycetes; Saccharomycetales; Saccharomycetaceae
Gene: MRX6
Product: Mrx6p
Exons: 1
Coding region: 1-1461 (486 amino acids)
Cellular component (GO): mitochondrion
Source: RefSeq, a predicted model, not a curated record
AUGUUAAGUGGUAUAAGGAUUACGCCAUUGAGGAGGGCAAGCCGGCUUCUAUUUGCCCAACAAUACUCAUCCAAGUCAAAUCCAACGGCUCUGAAGUGGCAGAAGGAUAAUACUGAAGAAGAGCAGGAGUCUAAUUCUAAAUCCAAGACAGAUGUUAAAGAUCUUCGCUCAAAAGUCGAGGCUUUAAAAGUAAGCGAACCAGAGACUGUAACAACUAAUGACAAAGGUACCUCUUCGAAAAAGAGAAAGGCAGAGAAAUCUUUUCUAGUUCCCCAGGUACCUUCCACCGAUUAUUUACCUAGAGAAGAUUUGGAGACUGAAGGGUUGUUCGCAGGUUACAAACCGUUAUUUUUGGGGAAUUCUCCGUUGGAAAGUAACAAUAACGAUGUUCUCUUGGAUGGUCUUUUCUCUUCCAUUAGAAAGCUGAAGAAUGCACAGAUAAACUCUGAGAACAACACCGUGGAGAUCGACGUAUCGGAUAUGCUAGAUGAUCUUAAGAAGGAUAACCAAGAGUAUCAGAGGCUACAUGAAAAGGCCCCCAAGAUUCCAUGGGAUGCAUCCAUCAGUGGAUUAGUUUACAACGAUGAGCCUUUCAAAGGCGUACCAAGAUCUGUUGUAUCAAAGCUUAAACCUUUUAAGCUUGUAAGAGUAGAGAAAAAGAACAGCAAAGAUAAGGAGGCUAAGAAUGAUAAGAUUAAGCUGAAAUUCCAUGGUACACGGAUAAAAGAUGAUUCAACGAUGGUCGAUUUAAUUCAAGAGACAAGCAAGAAAAAGGAAAGAGACAACGCCUUUGGUACAACAGGUAACGAUGUAGCACAGGGGACUAAAGUGAAGUAUGAAACGGAAAAGAUUGACUAUACUUAUAAGUUUCAGUUUAUCGGUGCGGAUCAGAGAAUAUUCAAAAAUAACGUAUCAAAAUUGACAAGGCUUUUCAUGAAGGAGUUUAUGAAGGUAAGGAAUGUCAGGCUUGCAUCGGAUUUCAAAGAAAACUACCUACCUCUUUACAUUUACGUAGAUCAUUCCACACAAUCACGAAGUAUGUUCAAAAGGUAUCUACGGAGGAAGAUAAUAGAUUACAUUAGACCACUUCUAAUGACACUAUCACAUAGUUAUGAAACGAAGGAGCAAGGUAGAAAGUUCGAAAGAAGAAUCAUGUUAAAAGUAGAUUCAAUUGUCAAUACGCUUUCGGAAUAUUUACCAUCAGUUUACUUCAAAUCAGAAGAAGUGGAUUGUCUGCUAUUGCCUAGUCCCGUAUCUGCGUUUGGAAGGAUGCAUUGGUUGAAACCCACUAAGAGGCGCAACGUAUUUUGGGGGAAAAAUGUCACCAACGACUACGUUUUCAACCUAAGCUAUGAUAUGAAGGUGACACGUAGCGGCAUUAAAAGAAUGAGAUACCCGAUCAAUCUUCAUUGGAAAUCUUUCAAUAAUGCAUUUACAGAAUGGGAAUAUUCCUAUUUGUGA